AUGUCCUGCCAACAGAGCCAGCAGAAGUGCCAGCUUCCUGCCAAGUGCCUCCCCAAAUGCCCACCCAAGUGCCCUCCUCAGGCCCCUCAGGCCCCUCAGGUCCCUCAGGCCCGUCCUCCCUGCCCGGCGCCCUGCCCACCUCCUGCUCCCUCCUGCUGUAUCCAUAGUUGCUGUAUUUCUGACUGCUGCUCUCUGGUGUCUCACCGGUUUCCAGACGUCUGCCUAGGCCAGCCCCAGCCUUCCUCCUGCUGUGUCAAGGAGACCUGA
This is a messenger RNA of Myotis daubentonii (Daubenton's bat), 267 nucleotides long. It is a transcript of the gene LCE7A, whose product is annotated as late cornified envelope 7A. NCBI's taxonomy places the organism in Eukaryota, Metazoa, Chordata, Mammalia, Chiroptera, Vespertilionidae. The record is from RefSeq and is a predicted model, not a curated record.